Mercenaria mercenaria is the source of this 3514-nucleotide messenger RNA. RefSeq lists its product as uncharacterized. The coding region runs from base 395 to 2173 and encodes 592 amino acids. The transcript has 5 exons. The record is from RefSeq and is a predicted model, not a curated record. Lineage: Eukaryota; Metazoa; Mollusca; Bivalvia; Venerida; Veneridae.
UUUGGCCCUCUUAAUUCCUUCAAUGCUGCUUCCUUUCUAAUAGGAUUAUUUAUAUAUUGAUUUCGCGGCGAAGAAGUGUAAUUUAAAUAGCAUUUUAGAUCAGGAUAGGUGUAAAACAAUUUAUCUGAUAUUAAAACCGAUAUCUGCGCACGUAUGUUUUGGCAAAGAAUGUCAUGUGUAGUAAUUGAUACCUACGUGCACCUUGCAAAAGAAGCAUUAAAUUGUAUCAGUUGUUAUAUUGACAAAGUUUGGUUCAUUGUAGAUAAGGGAUUGCAUUUCUUGCUUGAUAUGAUAACACAGUGUAAACUAUGAUGUGUGUGCUAAUGGAAAUCUGACAUAAAUAUUUAAUUCACUCCUUUUUUUCUCACUAUUCAAUAAUUUAUCGGAAUAAAAUAUGUCAGUUACUCAAAAAUAUAUUGAUCUAAAAUACGACGACGGAAAACUAACAAUCGAGGAAGUUCUCAACAAAGAGAAACUACCGGUUGUUGUGAGGACAUGUCGAACCGGAAGUCAAACUGUACAAACUGAUUUUCCGCAAGACAAAGACAUUUUAUUUCAACAAGCUUCCAAAGAAACGUUUGCGCAUGUGAAAGUGUUGAAAUUUUAUGAUAAUGAAAAGAUGCAGACGAACAAAGGGGCGGAGUAUGUCUUAGAGCACGAUACAUUUGUAGAUGAAGAAUACCUAAUGCCACUGAAGUUCCCCGGAAAGAUAAAACUUGUCCGCCGACCAGGAAGUCGUGGGAGAUAUCUAACAAUUAAGCAGGUAAUUGGUGACUGCCCUUCGUUUGUAAAAGCUGAAAAUGAUACAAAGGCCUACCUUUCAAGUGAUAUGAAGCAAGUUGUAACAGUUCCAGCAAAAACUGUUCUAGAAUUAAAGAGGAUAUGUACCAAAAGAGAUAAUGACUGUAUGUUUCUUGAAUGCAGUGAUGGAUAUAAAACAUAUACAUUUAGUGAAAACGACCAUAUCAAUUUCACGGUGGUGGAGAAGAACACUCUAUACAAUUUGGAGGAAUUGCCUACCAUGCCUUCAUUACGAAAAGUCAUUUUAUUCCAUGGAAUAACUCCACAUGCUAUUGUCUUGAAAGACAAUGCUUUGAGAAGCGCAAUGUGUACCAUUGUGGAAGGGCCAAUUGAAGUUCUAGGAUUUGUCAAUAUCGAAUACCUCACGUGCUGGAUCAGAAACAAUCACCUCAACACUUACGAAACGAUGCUGGUUCCAAAGAAAAUGUGGAAAAACACAUACGUACAGAAACGGUGCUUACAUACUGAAGAGGAAAAGGAAAAUUACAUAUCCAAAAAAUUUGGACAUUGUUUAAAAUCCGAUUUUGUUUCAAAAUCACUUUAUUUCUUGUCAUUGGGUCUUUCUGAUGUAACAUGGUUAAGAAGCCCUGAAUUCUUCAAACAGAAUUUGGAAGGCAAUGUUCUGUACGAAAUCGUUAAAUUAUCAUAUUGCGACUCUUCUGAUGAAGAUACCGUUUAUGUGGAAAUCGAGGAACCAAGGCCACCAGUACCGGAACGAGACAAAACUUCGAAAAUCAAGAUAAAGAAGUCGUUGAGUGAAACACAGUUGAAGGCGUCGGAGGUUGAACAAGGGUUGGCUAAAGCUGUUGUAGAUGUGAAACCUCUAUUGCCUAAGCCAAAAGACCUAGCAAAGACAGAUAAUGUCUCAAAUACAGACAAAGCCAGCAAAGAGAAUGACGAAAAACGAGAUCAGUUAUCUUCGAGAUCACUUCCUGUUCUCCAAGGCGAAUCACGAAGUAUUCAUGAUAAAAACUACACUCCACUAGAACUCACAAAGUCUUCAAGAAUUUAUGAGACAUUAGAAGCAUUUGGUGAUUCCUUGCCUUUAGGAUAUUCAAAAAAUAUUUCUGAUAAAUCACAACAAUAUAUAGAAGUUGGACAGGUGAAAAAAGUUCUUGAAGACAAUCAAACGGAAGAGGACUUUUACAAUUAUUCUGUCAAAGAAGUGUCAUUUUGUUUUGAACACUGCGGUUUGAAAAGCCUAGCAGAUAUAUGCUAUGAAAAGAAAUUAGACGGAUCUUUCUUUAAAGGAUUUAACGAUUGGAAAGAGCUGAGUCUUACCAAUUUAGAUAUAAUCAUCCUAAAGAAAAUGAUUUAUCAAGGCUGGCGAUCUAAAGAUGACAGUACGUACGGUGUCAGUACACAUAUGUAGAUGGAAAUGGAAGAGACAUAUAUUCAUUCUGUUAAAUCUAUAUGUGCCUGUAUAAAGCAGAUAUGUUUUCUUGCAAUUGAUAUUACAUGCAAUUGCUUUAAACAACUCUGAAUAUAAAAUCGACUGUUUACUUAGCAACUUACAGUCAGUAUUUGCACGUGUAUAUAUGUUGUCAUUCGGCCAUCGGUUUCCUGUGGAAGGCCGGUGUGCCAUGCUUUUUGCAAACUACGAAAUGACAAAUAUGUAAAGUUAAGUGCAAGUAGUUUAAUGCUAGAUGCCAGAUACUUAAUGUUGAAGCUGUAUCCCAAAUGCCAUAUGGCAUAUACUUAGAUAUAUCUAAUGCCGCAUCUUCCACAGACACAAUAUGUUUUUAGAUACGAACUUUAAACCUAGAAAAUCCUCAUAAAAGCAUGUAAAGUGAAUUUAACUUGACUAAAUAUUUAACUGACUGUGUAUGUUAUACCUCAUUCACAAUUUAUUUUACUAAAAUCUUUCAGUUUCAGUGGUAGUACUGUGCUAAUCUAUAAGGUCUGAAAUAUUUUAAACUUAACAUACAGUGCUGUUCAUGCAGUGCUGUUCAUGCACACAUACGUGUUAUUAACAUUUUACAUAGAUACUAAUAUUUUAAACCUAACAUACAGUGCUGUUCAUGCACACAUACGUGUUAUUAACAUUUUACAUAGAUACUAAUAUUUUAAACCUAACAUACAGUGCUGUUCAUACAGUGCUGUUCAUGCACACAUACGUGUUAUUAACAUUUUUACAUAGAUACUAAGAAGUAAGUGUUCAUAUUUUCAAAUAUGAAUUUUGGUCACAGAUGUAUUAAAUGUCAAAUUCUAAAUAUCAAAUAUAGCUGAAUGUUUAUUGACAAAUGAUAAAUGCUAAUACUCAAAUUCUUUUCGUGCAUUUUAACUUUAGGAGUUAAUAAUCAGUAUCUCUUAUAUAAGUGACUAUAACUUUUAAUUAUUUGAAAACAUGUAAUGUUUUACAGGUUUGAUUUUGAAGUAAUAACAUAUUCUACCAGUCAUUGGAACAUAAAACAGAAAUAAACGUUAAUUUUAGAGAAUCAGAUACUUAUUUAAUGAAAUGCAGAUGUCCAACAGGCUCAAUCAAACCAAACCUGCAACAGUUUCGUUUUUGUCGUGUUGAGCGACCUGUGGAGUUUCCACCUUUUCUAUUUGAAAAAUGAAAAAGUUACGUGCAUUUAAAUAUUUGAUCAAAAUGAUUGAUUUUUUUAAUUUCAAGAUACAUAUUUGAACUGUAUUUACUUUUUCUGUAAAAUAAUAUCUUUACAUUUUACAGCUGUAAUAAAAACAGGAGGGUCAUGAUGACCUUAUACGG